Messenger RNA from Eucalyptus grandis, 1656 nucleotides. Its product is annotated as actin-related protein 2/3 complex subunit 1B-like. The transcript is spliced from 15 exons. Gene Ontology annotation, molecular function: actin filament binding. The record is from RefSeq and is a predicted model, not a curated record. Gene Ontology annotation, cellular component: actin cytoskeleton; Arp2/3 protein complex. Bases 348 to 1484 code for a protein of 378 amino acids. NCBI's taxonomy places the organism in Eukaryota, Viridiplantae, Streptophyta, Magnoliopsida, Myrtales, Myrtaceae. Gene Ontology annotation, biological process: Arp2/3 complex-mediated actin nucleation.
UGUGGGGGCGUCGGGUGGGCGGAUCGUCUUCUUCCUCGUCUGGCCGAGCCGAACGCUACUAGGCCCGUGCGAUUUAGCCGCCGAGCUUUUACUUCGAGCUGAAGAAUUCCCUUUUCUUCCCCCACAAUUCCCAGCUGAAAGAUACUCUCGAUCCAGCGCUUCUGCAUUUUUGGAUCUCGCGUCGCUUCGCGAUCCCAUCCCUUCGCGAUCCCAUGGCAUGAACUGAAGGAGAAAAGAGGAGGAACGACAUCGGGAUCGGAGCGUGGAAGGCUCUAAGACGAUCGUCGAUUCCAGCUCCGAAGUUCAAGGCUUCCUCGCUUUGAUCUGAGAGAGAGAGAGAGGCGAGAAUGGCGGCGGUCGCGGUCCACCAGUUCGCUCCCUGCAUCACCUGCCACGCCUGGAGUCCCGACCGCUCCAUGGUUGCAUUCUGUCCGAACAAUAGUGAAGUUCACAUUUACAAACUUUCAGAAGACAAGUGGGAGCAAGCUCAUAUUCUCCAAAAGCAUGACCAAAUUGUUUCUGGAAUAGACUGGAGUUCCAGGGCAAACAGAAUAGUAACGGUGUCCCAUGAUCGAAACUCAUAUGUAUGGAAUUAUGAAGGAUCAGAGUGGGUACCCACCUUAGUUAUCCUCAGGCUAAACCGAGCCGCACUUUGCGUUCAAUGGAGCCCACAAGAAAACAAAUUUGCUGUUGGGAGUGGGGCUAAAACAGUGUGCAUAUGCUACUACGAGCAAGAAAAUAACUGGUGGGUCAGUAAACUCAUCAGGAAAAGACACAAUUCAUCGGUAACAAGUGUUGCUUGGCAUCCUAACAAUAUUCUUCUUGCCACAACAUCAACAGAUGGAAAAUGUCGUGUAUUUUCCACUUUUAUUAAAGGUGUUGAUACAAGGGAUUCCAAAGCAGGGUCUUCAUCUGACUCGAAAUUCGGACAGCAAAUUCUUCAACUGGACCUCUCAUUCUCCUGGGCAUUUGGUGUAAAUUGGUCACCCAGCGGCAAUACCUUAGCUUACGUUGGUCAUAGUUCUACGAUUUAUUUCGUGGAUGAUGUCGGUCCCUCCCCAUUGGCGCAGAACGUUGCAUUCCGCGAUUUGCCCCUCCGUGAUGUGCUAUUCAUAUCUGAGAAAGUAGUCAUUGGUGUGGGAUUUGACUGCAACCCAAUGGUAUUUGCAGCAGAUGAAAGUGGCAUGUGGAGCUUUGUCAGAUUCCUUGGGGAGAGGAAGACGUCAUCAACUGGUCCCAAGUAUGGUUCGCAGUUUUCUGAAGCAUUUGGGAAACUGUAUGGCCAGUCUAAGCACGGUAUCAACAAUGAUGGUGUCGACAAUUCAAGACAGCGAGGAGGGGUUCACGAGAACUGCAUAACUUGUAUUGUGCCACUUGGGGAGGCUGGGAGUUCGACCAUAACACGCUUCAGCACUUCAGGAUUGGAUGGUAAAGUGGUGAUUUGGGACCUGGAGAGUCAACAAGACCUAUUAGAAUAUCUAUAGGAGCUUGCUUUCUCUGUAGCAGGGAGCGAGAAUAUCAAUUCCGUGAUGAUGUAUCCUGAUGCUCUUUGUACAUUGAUAUGAUCCACAUAAUAAGAUCAGAAUAACAGUUUGUACUGUAGCUAUUCAAUUUCCUUCUGAUGAUGGUUCUUGAAAUGAACCUCUCUUUCUCUCU